Molecule: messenger RNA, 611 nt
Organism: Cladocopium goreaui
Lineage: Eukaryota; Dinophyceae; Suessiales; Symbiodiniaceae
Source: the annotation of a GenBank genome assembly
CCCAGGAGAUGCUGGGUACAGCUACCGGCCAGGGGAAGAGCGACAUCACCGACGACCAGUUGGCGCGUCGGCUGAGCAACGCCAUGAAGGAUGAGUUGGCUGAGUCUAUGGCCGCCUGCACCAGGGCCGCCACUGAUGACAUUGCUCGCCAGCUCUGCCGGGAUAUCCUUACGGAUCAAGUGCUCAGCACGGCGGACAACCGCACCAAGCACAGCAAGGGCGACAAGAACCAGGCCUUAAAGGAAGCUGGGAAAGCUGCCGCCACGGAUGUGGUCAAAGACUGCCAGGGGACUCGCGAGGAGUGCCUCACGCGUCUCAGGGAGAAAGCCGCCGAGUCCAUGGGCCGACGCCCCGAGGAUUUGACCGAAGUGGAGGUGGAAAGGCUUAACGAGGAAGGCUCCAAGGAAGCGGCCAAAGAGUCCAUCAAAUCCUGCACCAGUGCCAAGAAGGACAAUGCUCAGGCAACCUGCGGCGAUGCCUUGGCAGUCUACGCCGCGGGCCGCGGCAAGGGGGACUUGGACGCCUUGGAGCAGCGCCGAGUGAAGCAGGAGCUGGCCGAGGACUUGGAGAAUUCCACUCGAGGCGUCUUCACAGUGGUUCCUUCAAGGUAA